Molecule: messenger RNA, 1295 nt
Organism: Harpia harpyja (harpy eagle)
Lineage: Eukaryota; Metazoa; Chordata; Aves; Accipitriformes; Accipitridae
Gene: RPL38
Product: ribosomal protein L38
Exons: 2
Coding region: 975-1277 (100 amino acids)
Biological process (GO): protein-RNA complex assembly; translation
Cellular component (GO): ribosome; cytosolic large ribosomal subunit
Molecular function (GO): structural constituent of ribosome
Source: RefSeq, a predicted model, not a curated record
GCAGCCGGGCAGGAACGGGGGCUGGGGGCGAGCCGGAUCCUUUGGCCGUGCCAUGCCGGGGACCCCUCGGGACACCCCCAGCUGAGGCAGGGACCCGUGUGAUUUAUGGGCUUGAAUUUCCCCCAAUUCUCAUUUCUAUCCCUGCGGCCUCGUCAGGUGUUUGUCUUCCAUGAUGGUUUAUUCCCUUUUAAUUUGAACCAUCCAUCAGUGCCCGUGCCGGACCAGGGUGCCGGGUCAGGGUGCCACACCGGCCCCACGGGAGCCACCAGCUCCAUCAAUUCCCUCUCUUCACCCCGGGAACAUCGGAUCCGGACAAGCCACCCCACUGCCCCCUCACCCAGGGGGUCUGGCCCCUCCAGGUGAUGACCCAAGUUGGGAGGGGGUGUCCCUGCACGGAUGGGGCAGGGGGUCUCCGGUAGGGACGGAGGGACCCCAGUACUCAUGGCCAGCACAGGUCAAACGGUGGCACGUCCCCAGAGCCAGCUCGGGGUGGGUGACCCCCCCCACCAAAAGUACCUCCAGCACAAGAAUUGGGGGCAGAGCUGGAAACAGCGGCCAAGAGGAGGGUAUGCAGCCCCCUGCCCCACUGCCCCCAUCAUCCCCAACUGUCCCCGUUGUCCCCACCGACCCCACCCAAGCACCAAAGCAUCCACAAACCAGCACCGUUGAGGAGCGCCCCAACAUCCCCAAAUACUGAUCCUGCCCCCGGUAGGGCUUGGCAGGAUGGGGACGGGGCGAGAGGGACCGAGGGGGCGCAGGGACAGGGACAGGAGGGGUUUCCUCGCCCCCCGCCAUCCACCCCCGAGGAUACUUGCAGGGAUUUGGGGUGGUUUGGGGGUUUUGAGCGUGGCUGAAGCUCUCUCUUGUGGCAAAGCUGCUCCAUUACAACCUUACCCGAGCCGUCGAGCCUCAGCAUCUCUCGGGGGCGGCACUGGCGCAGGGCUUCAGCCCUGCGCCAGUGCCCCCCCCGAGAGAUGCUGGGGCUCGGGAGGCUGCCCACCCACCCAGGCGGCCUUGCUCCUCCUCUCCGACGGUGCACGGAUGGAUCGGGAAGGCCGGGAUUGCCCGGUGCUCCCUGCAUACCCUCCGUUAGCCGUGCAGCGGGGGCUGAGAACCCGCCAACUCAUCGCAGAAACCGCGAACGCGCGACACCCCCUUCUCCUUUUUGUCCCUUCGCACGAGCCGUACCGGUAGGGGGCGGGGUUAAGACCUGGAUGCGGAAGUGCGUGCUCACUUCCGGUCUCUGCGCAGAGGUAGCGGAGGUUGGAACGCUCUGAGCCCGGCUUGGAACCAUG